Molecule: messenger RNA, 1679 nt
Organism: Daucus carota subsp. sativus
Lineage: Eukaryota; Viridiplantae; Streptophyta; Magnoliopsida; Apiales; Apiaceae
Exons: 7
Coding region: 106-1335 (409 amino acids)
Source: RefSeq, a predicted model, not a curated record
AGAACGAGUGGAUCAAAACAAAAGCUCCAAGCUCUCUACAGAAUUCUACAGCGCCUAUACAUACACCUAUACAUACAGACGUGAUUUGUGUUGUUGUUGGGAGAGAUGAGUAGCAGUGGGAGUGAAGGAGGGACGUGUAAAUGGAGGAGGAGAGAGGGGAAAGUCAAAGGCGUGGUGGUGGUUUUCGCGUGGAUCUCUGUUUCUGAUGCGCAGAUUGAUGAGUUUGUUGAUCUCUACGACUCGCUUCAGUGGAGCUCGCUUGUUUGUCGUUCUGAUUAUCUUAAUCCAUUUUUCCCUGAAAAAGCUACAUCACAUGCAUUUUCAGUCCUCAAGGAGCUUCUUAAGGAGCUAAGGAAAAAGCCCUGUCCCGUGGUCCUUGCAGCUUUCUCUGGUGGGGCAAAAGCUUGCAUGUAUAAAAUAUUUCAGAUCAUUCAAGGAGCAAGUGAAGCACAACUCAGCCUGGGUGAUAGCCAACUGGUUAUAAACUGCAUAUCCGGUCAGAUUUAUGAUUCUAGCCCUGUUGACUUUACUGAUGAUCUGGGUGCUCGGUUUGCUCUGCACCCCGCCCUUCUCAAAGUGCCUGGUUCGACCAAAUUGGCAUCUUUGCUUGGAAAGGGUGUUACCUCUAGUCUUGAUGCUUUGUUUAUCACUAGGUUUGGAUCACAACGAUCUGAAUAUUGGCAGACUCUUUAUUCCUCAGUUAAUCUGGGUUCCCCUUAUCUCCUAUUAUGCUCAGGAAAUGAUGAUAUUGCUCCAUACCCGGUUAUUCAUAACUUUGCUCUGCGCUUGCAAGAUUUGGGAGCAAACGUUCAGCUUGUUAAGUGGAAUGAUUCUCCUCACGUCGGUCAUUACAGGCUUUGUCCAAUUCAGUACCAGGCUGCUGUCUCGGAGUUGCUUGAGACAGCUGCUCAAGUUUUCUCCCAUAAGAUUCUUAAAUAUGGUGAAAGAAGUGGGCUUGAGGGCAUGCAUGAUCAGAUUUGUGAAUUAAUUUGUGACCUUCAGAUUGCAGCUGUUGACUCAAAUCAGAGCCUACGCAGAGUUGCGCUCGGACCAAAUGACCAUUUUUUCUUGCCGAGUUCUGCAGAGCAGCAAAAUGAGGGAAACUAUGGUUCAUUGCAAGAAGACAGGAAAGAAAGAUCACCACGUUCAUCAUCCCCUCCAAGGAUAAAUGGUCAUAGUGUUCUUGGCCAAGUUCUGUUUGAUGCCUGUGUUCCCAAGAACAUUGAGGGCUGGGACAUCAAAUUUUCAGGGUCACUGAAUGGGCAACCAUUGGCUUCUGUUCGCAGAAAUUCACCUUUAAGCGCUCUGAAAAGUUUUCGCCGGUCAAGAUUAUGAAAUCACCCAAAAACUCAUCUCCAGUGUCAGUUUUCCCAAUGAAUUUGGAGCUGUUAUGCCAAAUUAUAUCCGAAAAUACCUCCAAUACGAGUAAUGCAAGAAGUGAGUUGAUUUUGACCACGUGAUGGACCUGAUCCGUGGCAUUAAGUGUACAGGUAAGUUGAGGAUGCUUUUUGUACAGAGUAAUAUAAUGUAGAUAUUACAGCUGUUUAUAGGAUGAUCUGAAGAGGUGUAAGCACUUUUAAGAUGUUUUUCGUUUUUUUCUUGUAGAAAUAUUAGAUUGAUGAAAGUGUUCGUUUAUAAUUAUAUGCUUAUGUAAAAUUGCUUGUUUUGCGGUUCUUAGA